This is a messenger RNA of Fusarium poae, 219 nucleotides long. RefSeq lists its product as uncharacterized. Bases 1 to 219 code for a protein of 72 amino acids. NCBI's taxonomy places the organism in Eukaryota, Fungi, Ascomycota, Sordariomycetes, Hypocreales, Nectriaceae. The record is from RefSeq and is a predicted model, not a curated record. The transcript has 2 exons.
AUGGGAAUAUUUAACUCCAGAAUCUCUCCCAUUCACAUCCAACAAGACCUAUCCCAUACAUCUCCACCUGCCUCCUUAGGGUUAACAACACAGUCUUUGCGAGAACGAAACACCGACACCAUCGACCUCUCUCAACGAGGUCCGAUCACCUCCAGAGGGAUAAGAGCCGACCAGAAUUGCGUUGAAUCCCAGCCUAUGGAUAGACGUCUAUUAUUCUGA